Molecule: messenger RNA, 705 nt
Organism: Cyclocybe aegerita
Lineage: Eukaryota; Fungi; Basidiomycota; Agaricomycetes; Agaricales; Hemipholiotaceae
Source: the annotation of a GenBank genome assembly
AUGGCUAAGUUAAGCCGUCACGGUCAUCAACGACCGUUAGAACGAAAGACACAGGGAAACCAUCUAUUCCAUCGUACUCCUGCGACUUAUCGGUCAGACGCCAUGAAGCUUUCUCUUCUCUCGUCCGUCGCUGCGAUCGCUGCGAUCCAAGUUGGUGCCAUGAAUAUCCCGAUAACGUCCACGGUUAUCCCCCAAGUUGCCACUGCCAGCACAGUCGUGAUCUAUCCUUGGCCGAGUUCCGCAUUAGUAACCCCUGCUGUGUCUGUGUCCACAUACAUCGGUUCUGGCGAUGGUCCAACUACCGUCUCAGUUGGACCAUCUCCUGCUCGCUCCCAGUUCUUCCGCGGUGCCCACGGUCACCUUCGCAUCCUCGGCCGUCGCUAUUACCACCUCCCCGGAUUCAGAAAAUUGGAAUCGCACGGUCUCGUCCGUAUUCGCAACCGCUUCGCCAGUCAUCUCUUCCUACCUUCCACAGGUGAUCACCGCGACAGUGUACCCCAGCUCCGGCUUGUUCACUACCGAACGUCGUCGGCCGUCCUUAAUGCCACGAGUGCGGUAUCUUCCAUCAGCCCAAACGCCACCACCACCGGCAUCUCUCAGAACCUCAACAACCAAGACCAGCAGACAGGGUCAGCCACGGCAGUACGGAAUGGGAAGGCGGGUAUUGCCAUAGGUAUCUUUGCGGUGUUUGCAGUUCUGCUUUGA